AUGUCGAUGCGGACUCUGGCCAUGCGGCAGAGACUCAAAAUUAUUCUACUUCUCAGUGCGGGAGGCGUGGCGACGGCAACAACGGCCUACAGGAUGGUCAAGAAUAUUCAAUUCCUCGGCUCGACGGAUCUGACCAAGGACUUUACCAUUUUGUCCAUUUUCACUCUUUUGGAGCUCUCUAUUGGCCUCGCUUGUGCCUGUCUCCCAUCUGUCAACGUCUUGGUGAGAACUCUGCAAAACCGGAGCAGCGGAGCUCACCGGAACCCCAACGUUCCCAGAACAAGCUCCCCCAGCAGGCGGCUCAAUAACCGACACUGCGAGACUUCGGCCAACCUGACGACGCUGCGGUGGCUAUCCAAGGUGUCUAAGAGCACAAUGACGAGUAUACAACCCAGCCCGUAUGGCGAGACUCGCGACCACAGCAGCCGUGGUUCUACAAUGGUCCACACCGAUGUGAAUGAAGGGCUGCCGCGACGGGGUUCUGGUUAUGAGGCCGACUUGGCGAUUUCCUGUGGGAGUCCCAUUGAGAAGUGUCUUUCGGGAACAGAGGGCAGCACCAUUGAUCCAAAACAUGAUGAGGAAGCAAGAGGGUAUUAG
This is a messenger RNA of Cryphonectria parasitica EP155, 597 nucleotides long. RefSeq lists its product as uncharacterized. The transcript is spliced from 2 exons. The record is from RefSeq and is a predicted model, not a curated record. Lineage: Eukaryota; Fungi; Ascomycota; Sordariomycetes; Diaporthales; Cryphonectriaceae. The coding region runs from base 1 to 597 and encodes 198 amino acids.